CACAAUGAAGUGCGUCAGCAGUGGGCCAAUGGCGAGGGCAAUGUGGCAUUGAAGGCUUGCCGCAUGCCCACAAUGCGCUGGCAUGCGGAGCUGGCCAAGCUGGCCGAGCUGCAUAUCAAGAGCUGUCAGAUGCGCCACGACGAAUGCCGCAACACACAAGAGUUUGAUGCCUCCGGACAGAAUCUUUAUCUAACCGGCACCACCAGCAAACAGCCACGAGAUGUCAGCAGCUUGUUGCGCGAAGCGGUU
Messenger RNA from Drosophila busckii, 249 nucleotides. RefSeq names its product antigen 5 like allergen Cul n 1. The annotation marks the transcript as partial. Lineage: Eukaryota; Metazoa; Arthropoda; Insecta; Diptera; Drosophilidae. The record is from RefSeq and is a predicted model, not a curated record. The transcript has a single exon.